AUGGUGAGUCCAGAAACUCAAUUCAGCAAAUUUAUUGUCUAUUAUGGAACAUUCAUAGAUACUCCGGUCCUGGGAGAAUACAGAAUUAGAGAAAAUACUGUUAUUGGUGUAACAUUAUCUGCCUCUGAAUCUGGCACAAUCAAAUUUAUUAAAGAAGAUUGUUCAGAUCCGCUAGCAGCUGCUUUAUCUUAUGACCCAUCAUUGAUUGAACAAGAGAUUAUUAUCAUUGAAUUUUCUGAUAAUAAAUAUGCUAACAAACAUCAAAUGUCAAACUUUUUCUUCCCUGGGUUUAUAGAUACCCAUAUCCAUGCAUCACAAUAUCCUAAUUCUGGAAUAUUUGGGAAUUCAACAUUAUUAGAUUGGUUGGAAAUAUAUACUUUCCCUUUAGAAGCAUCAUUAGAAAACUUAACCAUCGCUGAAGAAGUAUAUAAUAAGAUUGUUCAAAGAACUUUAAGUCAUGGUACCACCACAGCAUCAUAUUUUGCAACUAUAGACCUAGAAGCAACAAAAUUAUUAAGUAAAAUAUGUUCGAAGAAAAAUCAAAGAGCUCUCAUUGGGAAAGUAUGUAUGGAUAGAAACUCACCUCCUUAUUAUAUUGAAUCAACAGAACAAUCCAUUGAAUCAAGUAUAGAAUUGAUAGACUAUUUGGAAAACAAUUUGAAAAAUCCUCAAGUUUUACCAGUUUUGAGUCCAAGGUUCGCACCAAGUUGUUCUAAUGAGUUGAUGUUACAAUUAACAAAUAUUUCUAAAGCUUAUAAUAACUUACAUAUUCAGACACAUCUUUCUGAAAAUAAAAGAGAGAUUAAAUGGGUUUCAUCUUUAUUCCCCAAUUGUGAAAAUUAUACUGAUGUCUAUGACAAAUACCAUUUACUAACAAAUAAGACGAUUUUGGCACAUUGCGUCCAUUUAUCACCCAAAGAGGCAUCAUUAAUCAAACAAAGAAAUUCAGGAAUAUCUCAUUGUCCAAUCUCAAAUUCAUCAUUAACUUCUGGUGAAUGUAACGUUAAAUGGUUAUUAAACCAGAAUAUAAAAGUAAGUUUAGGCACUGAUGUUUCUGCAGGUUAUUCUUGUAGUAUUUUGAAUAGUGCUCGUCAUGCACAUUUAGUUUCAAAACAUUUAGCCAUGCAUUCAUCAAAAACAACUGACACUUCUUAUGAUAACACAGAAAGUGUCGAAGAUGUAGAAUUGUCUGUUCCAGAAUGCUUAUAUCUAGCUACGAUGGGAGGUGCAAGAGUAUUAGAUAUGGAAGAUAAACUAGGAAGUUUUGAAAUUGGUAAACAAUUUGAUGGUCAAUUGAUAGAUUUAGAGACAGAAUCCUCUAACGUUGAUAUCUUUACUUGGCAAUAUCCUAAACCAGGUAAUUCAAGAUCAGAAAGAAACGAAGUACUUCAAAAUCAACAUCCAAGAAAGUUAUUAUCCACAUCAACUUUUGACGAUCUAAUAGCCAAAUGGUUUUUUACUGGUGAUGAUAGAAAUACUGUGGCAGUUUGGGUCGGAGGAAAAUUAUCACAUACAACUAUAAAAUGA
Messenger RNA from Naumovozyma dairenensis CBS 421, 1527 nucleotides. It is a transcript of the gene GUD1, whose product is annotated as guanine deaminase. NCBI's taxonomy places the organism in Eukaryota, Fungi, Ascomycota, Saccharomycetes, Saccharomycetales, Saccharomycetaceae. The transcript has a single exon. Gene Ontology annotation, molecular function: zinc ion binding; guanine deaminase activity. The record is from RefSeq and is a predicted model, not a curated record. The coding region runs from base 1 to 1527 and encodes 508 amino acids. Gene Ontology annotation, cellular component: cytosol. Gene Ontology annotation, biological process: guanine catabolic process.